This is a messenger RNA of Pseudomassariella vexata, 562 nucleotides long. RefSeq lists its product as uncharacterized. Bases 213 to 392 code for a protein of 59 amino acids. The record is from RefSeq and is a predicted model, not a curated record. The transcript has a single exon. NCBI's taxonomy places the organism in Eukaryota, Fungi, Ascomycota, Sordariomycetes, Amphisphaeriales, Pseudomassariaceae.
GGGUCCAUGAGUCAAGAUUCAGUAUAUAUUAUUGCUCGAUACAAGGACUGCGCAGUGAAGAUAACCGAAUGCAUCCUCAGGCAUUGAUAUACAACUAGAACCAGUCAAUUAGCUUCCUAUCUUUGACCUACAAGCCACGUGUUUGACAAGUCAAUCAGCUACAAUAUCACAAUAUCAUCCACAUAAUUGAUUAGCAUCAACCCUGAUGGCCAAUGAGGCCAAGUAGAGAACCGACAGCCAAGAGGUUCCUAUUCCUCCAGUCACCAAUCACGACAAGCCCUCAUGCCAAGGCAGGACAUCCACCGAGACAUACUCCCUCGUCGCCGUUAGAAGAAGGUUGUAUGCCUCAAAGGGGUAGUUGCAAUCUCGCGUCUUGCCAGGAUCGUCGGUAACCCUCCACGACUUACUGCCGAAUCUGGAUAGCAUGUUUGCGACGAAUAGGCUGUAGGCUACGCCGACUGACGACUUCACUGGCCAGGCGCGGCUGUACCAAAUCAAAUCAAAUUACAAUGCUGAUGGCCGGCCACAUACACAUAAUGUACAUGCAUUGCAUGGGUCAGUU